AUGCAGAAGAAGGAGGACGAUGCCGUGGUGGAGACAGUGGAGGAGGCCGCGGAGCCCGCCAAGGCAGACAUCAUGGGGCUGUGCCAGGACAUGUUCUCCAAAAUGGCCACGUACCUGACGGGCGAGCUCACAGCUGCCAGUGAAGACUAUAAACUUCUGGAAAAUAUGAACAAACUGACUAGCUUGAAGUAUCUAGAAAUGAAAGAUAUUGCAGUAAACAUAAGUAGAAACCUAAAGAUCUUGAACCAGAAAUAUGCAGCACUUCAGCCUUAUCUGGAUCACAUCACUCUAAUUGAGGAGCAAGUAGCAGCUCUUGAGCAGGCAGCUUACAAAUUGGAUGCAUAUUCAAAGAAACUAGAAGCAAAGUACAAGAAGUUAGAGAGGCAAUGA
Molecule: messenger RNA, 390 nt
Organism: Trichosurus vulpecula (common brushtail)
Lineage: Eukaryota; Metazoa; Chordata; Mammalia; Diprotodontia; Phalangeridae
Product: biogenesis of lysosome-related organelles complex 1 subunit 2-like
Exons: 2
Coding region: 1-390 (129 amino acids)
Biological process (GO): endosomal transport; lysosome localization
Cellular component (GO): BORC complex; BLOC-1 complex; gamma-tubulin complex
Molecular function (GO): gamma-tubulin binding
Source: RefSeq, a predicted model, not a curated record